Emericellopsis cladophorae is the source of this 1146-nucleotide messenger RNA. Its product is annotated as Trans-1. The record is from RefSeq and is a predicted model, not a curated record. Lineage: Eukaryota; Fungi; Ascomycota; Sordariomycetes; Hypocreales; Bionectriaceae. The coding region runs from base 1 to 1146 and encodes 381 amino acids. Gene Ontology annotation, cellular component: trans-Golgi network; endosome; Golgi apparatus. The transcript is spliced from 4 exons. Gene Ontology annotation, molecular function: antiporter activity.
AUGGCCGCGUAUGAGCGUCUGCCCACCUCGGAGAAGACGCCGCCGCCGUCGCCGCCGCCACCCUCGCGGAUAGGGCCCAGGGUACAGGUCGCGCUGUACAUGAUCGCCUGGACAGUGUCCUCCAACUCGACCAUCCUCUUCAACAAGUGGAUCAUUGACAACUCCGGCUUCGGUUAUCCCAUCCUCCUGACCUUUUGGCACCUCUUCUUCGCCGCCGUCGUGACGCAGAUCCUCGCGCGCACGACGACGCUCCUCGACAGCCGCCAUGAGCUGCCCAUCAGCCGGCGGUUCUACCUACGCACCAUCCUGCCCAUCGGUCUCGCGUCGUCGGGCUCCCUCGUGCUGGGCAACUUUGUCUACCUCUUCCUGUCCGUGUCCUUUAUCCAGAUGCUCAAGGCGUCCGCGCCGGGCAUCGUCCUCCUCGCCUCGUGGCUCUGGGGCCUCGCGAGCCCGUCAUGCGGCCAGGUCGUCAACAUCCUCUUCGUCAUGGCCGGCGUCGCCAUGGCCAGCGCCGGCGCGGUCGACUUUUCCUGGCUCGGCGUCCUCUUCCAGGCCGGCUCGCUCGUCUUCGAGGCCGUGCGCGUCGUCAUGAUCCAGGCCAUGCUCAGCGGACAUGACAUGGCCAUGGAUCCCCUCGUCGGCCUGUACUACUACGCCCCCGUCUGCGCGGCUAUGAACUUGGCGAUUGCUUGCGUCGUCGAGCUACCACACUUUGAGAUGCAGGAUCUGGAGCGGGUCGGCUGGCCGCUGCUGCUGCUCAGCGGCGUCGUUGCCUUUAUGCUCAGCUUCACGAGCAUGACCCUCAUUGGGAGGACGUCUGGUCUCGUGACGAAUCUGACGGGUAUCUUUAAAAACAUUCUUCUCGUGGCGUUUUCCACCGUCGUCUGGCACACGCCCCUCUCGACGCUGCAGGUGGUCGGGUACAGCAUCAGCACGAGCAGCAUCCUGUACUAUGCCUUUGGUGGCGGUGUCAUUUCAGGGGGAUACGAGGCUGCCAAGGACUGGCUGGCGGCUGUGGGCGCGGGGGACAGGUUUCUCUUCUCGCCCGAGAAGAACAGGUUGCAUCUCAGGGUGUGCGUUGGCGUCGUCAUGGGGUUAUUUGGGCUGUCGAGCCUGUACCUGUUUACUUCGUAUCAUCGAGCGUAG